This is a messenger RNA of Achroia grisella, 610 nucleotides long. RefSeq names its product protein CutA homolog. Bases 101 to 526 code for a protein of 141 amino acids. The record is from RefSeq and is a predicted model, not a curated record. Gene Ontology annotation, biological process: response to metal ion. The transcript is spliced from 3 exons. Gene Ontology annotation, molecular function: copper ion binding. Lineage: Eukaryota; Metazoa; Arthropoda; Insecta; Lepidoptera; Pyralidae.
GACAAUUGACGUUAUAAACGUCAAAACUUAAAAACAUAUUUACUAUUUUAUUUCGAUACAUGUACAUAAUUAAAUUAUUUAUUAUGGAUAUUACCACAAAAUGCUAAUUAUAAAUAAAAAGUCAUAUUUAUCAAUUAUUUUAACAGUUUUAAGACCAUAUUUUGUUGUCUCUCAAGCUAAUAUGUCUUCCGGAACUUUAGACACUGAUAAAUAUUCAGUUGCAUAUGUGACUGUACCAACUAUAGAAGUAGGUAAGACCAUUGGCCAUGGAUUGGUGAAGAACAAACUUGCAGCAUGUGUGAACAUUAUACCACAAGUCACUUCUAUAUAUGAAUGGAAAAAUGAAAUCAAUGAAGAUAGUGAGUUACUGUUGAUGAUUAAAACUCGCACAUCAGUAGUUGACAAGCUCACUGAGUAUGUACGCUCCAACCACCCAUACGAAGUUUGCGAAGUCAUAUCUCUACCAAUCAAGAAUGGGAACCCUCCAUAUUUGAAAUGGAUCGGUGAAACGGUACCAGAAACUUAAGAUAAACUCUAAAAUAAAAAAAUGAAGUACAUUUGUUCAGUUAAGUCCAGAUUUAUUUUAAGUAGAUGAAUAAAUUUUAAUAUU